AGGGAUUUUAAUGAACGCUGUGCCCAAUGUUCAGAAGUGAACUGGGGUCUCACUGAUGGAGGCAGAUUUUAUUGCAGAUCUUGCCACAACGUUACCGAGAGAACUAGAGAAGUUGUAAACACUGAUUUUAUUUCUAAUACAAGAAUCCAGACAAUCUCCAAAGGUUUAAGAAAGCAGGAAAAAACUGAUGGAGGCUGUGAAUGGUAUGUUUGUGAAGGCUUUCAGCUCGUGCUCAAGAAACAAGCUGAAGCUUUGGAAGCAUUAGGAGUAUGUCCACAAAUGAAGGAUGAAAUUCUUUGCAAUUUUUGGAGGCGUUAUCUUCAGAAGAGCAAACAGGCAUAUUGCAACAGGCCAGCUGGGAAAACUGUCAAAGCAUUAUCAGUAUGUGAUAGCAGUACUGAUGUGGACAGUGAACCAGAGAGACCUAGCCUUCUUCACUUGUUAUCUGUCUCUGAAAGUGAGGGGGAUCUACAAACUGAUUGCAGCUUUGCCUCAUCAACGAGCAAGGUCUCAGAAAGCACCUCUGUGUGCUCUGGAUCGGUAGAUGGUAGCUUGUAUUUAAUGAAGAACCAAAAGGAGAAACUGAGGAUGACGAUGCCAAUGACCCUUUCAUUUUGCUACAUGGCAUUACUCUGGUUGAGAGAACCAAUGACGUUAUCUGAUCUCUUAAGACGCACUUUGAAUGAAAGUGGCAGAUUGCUGUGCUUUAUGAGGAGCUCUGUGUUUCAGCUUGUGGGAUUGGAUCCAGAUAGCGAUUGA
Molecule: messenger RNA, 759 nt
Organism: Fulmarus glacialis (Northern fulmar)
Lineage: Eukaryota; Metazoa; Chordata; Aves; Procellariiformes; Procellariidae
Product: TATA box-binding protein-associated factor RNA polymerase I subunit B-like
Exons: 7
Biological process (GO): nucleolar large rRNA transcription by RNA polymerase I; RNA polymerase I preinitiation complex assembly
Cellular component (GO): RNA polymerase I core factor complex; RNA polymerase transcription factor SL1 complex
Molecular function (GO): RNA polymerase I core promoter sequence-specific DNA binding
Source: RefSeq, a predicted model, not a curated record